This is a messenger RNA of Phoenix dactylifera (date palm), 1052 nucleotides long. Its product is annotated as WEB family protein At3g51220-like. The record is from RefSeq and is a predicted model, not a curated record. Gene Ontology annotation, biological process: chloroplast accumulation movement; chloroplast avoidance movement. Lineage: Eukaryota; Viridiplantae; Streptophyta; Magnoliopsida; Arecales; Arecaceae. Gene Ontology annotation, cellular component: cytosol.
UCUCCCUCUCCCUCCCUCCGACGACCUCUCGACUUGUAAUCAUCAAAACAAAAUAAAACCAUUCCAUUCCCCCUCCCUUCCACCACCUUAACACCUCCAUCAUCCCCCCCCUCUUCUCUCGCUCUCUCUCUCUCUCAAACACUUGCAUCCAUGUGGCAGUCUUAGUUGUUAGAGAGGAAGAACAGAACAUGGAGAGAAGAGCAGUGGCGGCGAGAGCCGAGAUCGACACAAGGCCGCCAUUCCGGUCGGUGAAGGAAGCCGUUAUACUCUUUGGCGAGAGGGUCUUAACAGGAGAGGACUAUGUCAACAAGCUUAAUGAGAUGCGAUCUGCUGCAAGCUCAAACGAGCAUAGCCCCUCACAAAUCGGGUCCAUGAAGGCUGAGUUAGAAGAAACAAAGAAAAACCUUGAGAAGGCACGUGAAGAAAGGCUUAGAAAUGGCGAACUGCCUCUGUUCUCUCAGAGCAGAGCUCGAGAUGACAAAGAACGAGCUCAAACAAUUGAAAGCGAGGGAAUCAGAGAAACGAGUUAUAGAAUUGGAGAUUGAAGACCUCAAGUUUGUGGAGAGUACAACCAAAAUUCAGGUGGAGAAACCGGUGAUUAAAGAGGGAAUGGAACUGCAAAAGAACAGGAGUGUUAAGUUUGCUGACCCACCAACCCUGGCUCAAGUUUUGGAAGAACAAGUUUUGGAAAGACAAAUGUCUGUGGACAGUGCAACAGAACCAAUGAAGAAGAGGAAGAAGAAAAAGGCCUUGAUUCCUUUAAUAGGAGUGAUUUUCUCUAAGAAGAAAGGUUAUCAAGAAGGUGCAUCACCUAAUGCUCAUAGAUCAUAAAUGUGGGGCAUGGGCUUUGAAGCUCCAUGCUUGUGCUCAAACAAUUAAGGCAAUUUUUCACAUUGGUUUUCCUUCCCUUUUAUCUUCUAUGUAUUUUUCUUCAGUUUGCUCCAUUCAGUGCCAUAUUUGGCUGUCUUACAAUGUGAUUGGAGGUGGUAUUGUCAUUCAUCAGUGACUUUAAUACAUGAUGUCGUGCAUUACAAAGGUCCAUUUCUCAUUCA